AUUCUCUCAAUUGAUCCCACGUCAAAGUUUUCACGGCACGUUGUACUAUCGAUUAUUGAUACAUCAACCCCCCGUCGCCCCCGUCUUUAUUAUUUCACGUCAAAGGGUUUUCACUUACCGGUGUCGUUGUGUGUCCCUGGUCGACACAUUCUUUCUCUCAGGAUUCUAUAUAUGACUGCUUGUUCUUCUCCAAAGCUAAACCACCCCCCUGGUUCUCGCCGCCGACAUCCUCUCAUUUACAUUUUCCCAAAUUUUGAGUCAUGUCGUCCUAUACCCCACAGACAGACUUGCCGCUUGAACGCUCUCGUCUCAUUGGAAUGAUUUUGGGGGGUGUAUCCUACGGGGUAUACCUUCUUCUGACUGUACAAACAGUGAUCGCUCUCAUGCAACGUCCCCGACACGGGCAGAAAAUUGCAGAUAAUCGUCGCACGCUUCUUUGUUACAUCCUCAUCACGUUCGCGCUUUCGACGAUAAGUUUUGCUUGCAAUGCAAAAUAUACGGAGAUGAUUUGGAUAGACCUUCGCGAUGCACCUGGUGGUCCUGUUGCGCUGAUUGAGAACGUAAUGCAUUACCGUAUCAACUUUGUGGCUAUAUUCUGUGGCUACGUCGCGGAGUGGCUCAUGCAAGCACUUCUCCUUUACCGAUGUUUCCUGAUUUGGAAUUGGGCGAAGCAAGUGAUGAUCCCAAUGUUCGCCCUCUAUAUUGGCAUGAUUGCAGUAGCCAUUGUCGUCUUGGUUCAUGCGGGUAUUGGGAAUCUGUUCUACAAUAUCAACACCACGCUUGCGUACCUCGCCUUCCUUGUGGCGAACACCAUGCUUUAUACCAUUCUCGUGGCGACACGUUUGCUCGCCAUGCGAAGCCAGAUGAAGACAGCAUUGGCUGAAUUUGAUUCUAGCACCUAUGAUACCGUCAUCCGCAUGAUCAUUGAGUCCGCCACGAUAUACACUGUCUUCGUUUUCAUCUACAUAGUUGCAUUUUCUAUUCAUGCAGACACACUUUCCACAUUAUGCUUCUUGUCUAUUAACCAAGCUCAAGGCAUUGCGCAGUUGUUCAUCAUCAUACGUGUAGCACGGGGUAGGGCAGUUACACAUGAGUGGAAGACCCGAGAUGCUCCAGCACCUACGACUCUGGCAUUCGCAGGGACUACAUCCAUGCCAGCAGAAGGAACCAACAUGGCACAAGCAACCGGGCCAGAGCAGGACAUUGCCAGUGAGUCGUGUUUUGUUUCGGUGAAGCCGGCGGAAGAAAAUGUAUAGCGUGUCAUACUUGAUUUAAUCUAUUUAUUGUCUUCGUCUGCGUUACAACCUCUUUGUAAUUUUAUGGACAUUCUCGUGUUUUCAGUCCAUUACUACUUUACUAUGAUGCAAGCAAUCCGCUCGCUCGCGGACGACUCCGU
Messenger RNA from Suillus bovinus, 1396 nucleotides. RefSeq lists its product as uncharacterized. The transcript has 6 exons. The record is from RefSeq and is a predicted model, not a curated record. Lineage: Eukaryota; Fungi; Basidiomycota; Agaricomycetes; Boletales; Suillaceae. The coding region runs from base 261 to 1256 and encodes 331 amino acids.